GCUCAGGGAAACAAAAGUGAUGGCUAAUUUUACGUGGCCGCAAAACAGAAAAGAUAUUGGUAAUUGACCAAUUGGUGAGAUUAAUCAGGGUGGAAACUGGAGAGUGGAUAGUCCAAACUGCAAAAGCAUUAAUAGGAGCGAGAGCUGAAACUUAUUUAUUUAUUUGAUUUUGAUUCUGAUUGUAAUAAUAUAAUUUUGAAUUGGGCGACAAAGAUAAGAGAAGAUAAAAGAAGAGUGAUGAGUGUGGAUGAUGGCGAAACCGGAGAAUAUUGAAUUGGGGGUCAAGAAGAUGGGAUCAUCGGUCUACGCUCAAUGCAAUUCAGCAAAAGUGCACCCUUCCAAUGAUCCCGAAUCGGAUCCUGAUUCCUUAGCCCUCGAGAAAUUCAGGCUCUAUGAAACCAGAGCGCGGUUCUACCUGAUCGGGAGUGAUCGCCACAAGAGGUUCUUCCGAGUACUGAAAAUCGAUCGAUCAGAGCCCUCUGAUCUGAAUAUCAGCGAAGACCCUGUCUUGUAUUCCCCACAUGAAAUCAAAAGCCUCCUUCAGCGUAUUGCCGAAGGCAAUAGGGCCACCGGCGGCCUCACUUUCGUCGCCAAGGUCUUUGGAAUUGCCGGGUGCAUUAGGUUUCUGGAAUCCUAUUAUUUGAUUCUUGUUACUAAGCGUAGACAAAUUGGUUCUAUUUGUGGUCAUGCUAUCUAUAGCAUCAGAGAAAGUCAAUUGAUUACAAUUCCGCAUGUUACAAUUCAAUCUGACGUAGCUCACUCUAAAACUGAGCAAAGGUACAAAAAGCUUCUCUCCAGUGUCGAUUUGACGAAGGACUUCUUUUUUAGUUACACUUACCCUAUUAUGCAAAGUUUGCAAAAGAAUGUCUCGACUGAUCCAGAUGGAGGGAUGUCGUAUGAUAAUAUUUUCGUUUGGAAUGCUUAUUUAACACAAGCAAUCAGAUCAAGAUGCAACAACACCAUUUGGACCAUAGCUUUAGUUCAUGGCCAUUUUAGGCAGGCUCGCCUAUCAAUCUUUGGAAGGGACUUCGGUGUUACCUUGAUUUCUAGACGUUCUAGACAUUUUGCAGGCACACGGGAAGGAUUGAAGGAGGAGGAGCAACAAACCAGUUACUUGAAAAGGGGAGUGAAUGACCGCGGGAGAGUUGCUAAUGAUGUUGAGACAGAGCAGAUUGUCCUUGAUGAAGAAGCUGGCUCUUGCAAGGGUAAAAUGAGUUCAGUUGUGCAAAUGCGAGGGUCAAUACCACUUUUCUGGUCACAAGAAGCUUCGAGAUUUAGCCCUAAGCCUGACAUAAUCUUGCAGAGGUAUGAUCCAACAUAUCAGGCAACAAAAUUACAUUUUGAAGAUCUUGCUAAGAGAUAUGGCAAUCCGAUUAUUGUGCUUAAUUUGAUUAAGACAGUUGAGAAACGACCUCGAGAAAUGAUGCUUAGGCGUGAAUUUGCAAAUGCUGUUGGGUAUCUGAACCAAAUUCUACCUGCAGAAAAUCAUCUUAAAUUUAUUCACUGGGACUUUCACAAGUUUGCAAAGAGCAAGUCCGCCAAUGUUUUGGCAGUUUUAGGAGCUGUAGCAAGCGAAGCACUUGAAUUAACAGGCUUUUACUACAGUGGUAAACCCACCAUCAUAAAGAGGACCAACAAGAGCAACAGAACAAGUUCAGGGAUGGAUGCUUCACUUAGAGAUCUUAGAGCUAGUUCUGGGGACCUUACAAGAAUUGGAACUGCUAGUGAAAUGCUAAAUUCUCUGGUCAUUCGAGACAGAGAAAAUGAUGCGAGCCAUCAGAACCAAAAGACGAGUGCUACUGGUGAUGCACCACGCUAUCAGAGUGGAGUUCUACGUACCAACUGCAUUGAUUGCUUGGACCGUACAAAUGUUGCCCAGUAUGCUUAUGGACUUCAAGCUUUAGGACGUCAGCUCCAUGCAAUGGGUUUGACUGAUGUGCCAAAAGUGGAUCCUGAUAGUAGUAUUGCUGCUGCACUAAUGGACAUGUAUCAAAGUAUGGGAGAUGCACUUGCACAGCAAUAUGGCGGUUCUGCAGCUCACAAUACUGUGUUUCCUGAAAGGCAGGGAAAAUGGAAAGCAACAACACAAUCAAGGGAGUUUUUAAAAUCUAUAAAACGAUACUAUAGCAAUGCAUAUACUGAUGGUGAAAAACAAGAUGCAAUAAACUUAUUUUUAGGUUACUUCCAACCACAGGAAGGGAAACCUGCUCUGUGGGAGCUUGAUUCGGAUUAUUAUCUCCAUGUAUCUGGUAUUGGGGAUGAUCUGAUUCCUGAGAGUUGUUGCGAACUGAAUGCCAAGCCUGCCGGAAGUAAUGGAAUGACAUUCACACCUAUACCAGCUUGCAGAGAAGACUUCUGCCGCAUAAAAUUGACUUCAUUUGACAAGUUGAUUGAAAAGACCUGUAGCGCCAUUAAAAAUGUAAGGCUUUGCAGUGAACCUGAUCAAAGACCAGGUGGUGUCUCUGGAAGCAGUGGUGUUGCACCUGAUGCAGCUGAGAUACAACUUAAAAGCCCCAAUUGGCUUUUUGGCCAGAGAAAGUAUGAAGAAAGCUCCUCUGCUGCAAAAGCUACUACUCGAGAAAUUGACAUUGAAGGAUCUCAGGUUAAUGGCUUUUGCAACUUGAAUUGGCUUUCAUCUAGCGGUGAUAUGAAUGAAGAGGAUGUUUUUCAAAGGUGUGUAUUUUAGAUGUUCGUUUUCCUUUGAAAUCUUUGACGCACUGUAUAGACAGAUAUAGAUAGAAUUCUGAACUAUUAUUCUGUGCGAUUUGCCAUAACCGUGUAGCACUUG
Molecule: messenger RNA, 2788 nt
Organism: Arachis duranensis
Lineage: Eukaryota; Viridiplantae; Streptophyta; Magnoliopsida; Fabales; Fabaceae
Product: phosphatidylinositol-3-phosphatase SAC1
Exons: 15
Coding region: 248-2686 (812 amino acids)
Biological process (GO): phosphatidylinositol dephosphorylation
Cellular component (GO): intracellular membrane-bounded organelle
Molecular function (GO): phosphatidylinositol-3,5-bisphosphate 5-phosphatase activity
Source: RefSeq, a predicted model, not a curated record